CUUGAGCUGCGGUCCAUCUGUAGUCGUGAGGGGCCUUACCUCCCUGAGAUUUGCACCUCCGGGGUCUUCUCUGAGCUAAGGAAUGGCUGUGCUUAAUCAGAAGUCUGUCUUGGACAUGAUUAAAGCAUUUAGAAGGAACUGGCAUGUUCUUUGUGAUUCUGAAAGAACUACUCUGUGUGGCGCAGACUCCAUGCUCUUGGCAUUGCAGCUUUCCAUGGCAGAGAACAAUAAACAGCACUAUGAAGAAUUUACAGUCUCUCUCAGUGAUGUUUUAAUGACAUGGAAAUUCUUACUACAUGAGAAAUUAAACUUACCCAUUGAAGAUAUGGAAGUGGUUGACCAUUAUGAGGACAUUAAGAAGACUUACGAUGAUUUUUUGACGAAUAGUAAUAUGGUAGAUCUGAUCGACAUUUAUAAAAAAUGUAGGAUUUUGACUUCUAAUUGUGAAAAUAAUGACAUGAUAUCCCCCAUUCAACUACUGGAUUUUCUCUGUGGCAAAGAGCAUGCAGGAGAUAAUGAAAAUGAUCUUUAUAUGCCAGUGUCACCAGUGAAACACAACCAGGAUCAUGAAAAGGUACAGCUACUAGCAAAGAAAGUUAUCUUUUCAUAUUUAAGCCUGCUAGUAAAUUCAAAGAAUGACCUGGCUCUGGCUCAUAUUCUCAAUAUUCCUGAUAGAGGACUUGGAAGAGAAGCCUUCACUGAUUUGAAACAUGCUGCUCAAGAGAAACAGAUGUCUAUCUAUUUGAUGGCUACAUCCUUUAUUAGAACAUUAGAGCUUGGAGGGAAAGGCUAUGCACCAUCACCAUCUGAUCCUUUAAGGAAACAUGUAAAGGGACUGUCUAAUUUUAUUCAUUUAAUUGACAAAUUAAAUGAGAUUCUUGGAGAAAUACCAAGUCCAAGCAUUGCAGGGAGUCGUAUUCUGUCAGUGAUAAAGAUGCAGCUGACUAAAGGCCAGAACAGCAGGGAUCCUUUUUAUAAAGCAGUUGAGGAAGCUGCUCAGGCUUUGGACUUGAGGAUUAAAAACAUUAUCAAUUCUCAACAAGAGGCUGUAGCUGUCAGCACCCCUGACAUCAGUCCUGCCCGGCCAAAAUCUCAUGCCAUAAACCAUGACACUUCAUACUGUGGCAGAGAUACCGUGAAAACUUUACUAGUUCUUUUGGAUGAAGAAGCAGCCCGUGCUCCUACCAGAAACAAAGCAGAGCUUUUAUAUGGUGACGAAAGCACGAUUCAUUGUAAUGCAACUUCUAUUCUUACACUUUUUACCUCUCCCACACAAGUGAAUAACUCAUCAGUGAAACCCCUAAGAGAACGCAUCUAUAAGUCAAUGCAAGAGAAAAAAAAUAAGAUGACUCAGACAUUAAUUAGAUCGCAGUUUGCUUGUACUUAUAAAGAUGACUACAUGAUAAGCAACGAUAAAUGGAAUAACAUGAAUUCUGCAUCAGAACCUUUAUGUGUUCUUCAUAUGGAAAACGACCUUGCUGAGGGUAUAAAAUCAUCUGUUGGAAAAUCAACAAUUGCAACAAGUUCUGGAAAUGUUCAUCUGGACAGAAGUGAAAAUGACAAAGUAUCAAGAAAAUCAAGUGGCCAGACAGGAAAUAAAAGCUCAAAAAGGAAACAGGUGGAUUUGGACGGUGAAAAUAUUCUCUGUGAUAACAGAAAUGAACCACCUCAACAUAAAAAUGUUAAGAAACCUAAAACAUCAAACGAUUCACAGAAUAAAUUGGAUAGUGAAGUAGCCAAAGUAGCAAAAGGCAAAAAGUGUACUUCCAAGGCCAAAUUCAUCACUGGCCAGACAAAGUUAACUCAAUUUUUUAGACUAUGAUUGUGUCUUUUAUGUGUUUUAGAUUUAUGCAUAUGGAAAGCUGUACACCAAAGUCACAUGUUUAAUUUAUAAAAGCUCAAGGUGUCAAUUGUGAUGCUUUCAAAUUUUUCUUUGAAGUGAACGUAAGGUUCAUGUGGUAAGCAUUGUUUAAAAACACCACUGAGUCAUAAUUAUGCAGAAUUUUCACAAAGUUUAAUAUACAGAAAAAGCACAUCAUUUAGAUUAUUGGUAUGUCUUAACACUACUUUCUUUUAAAGCAGACAUUUAAAAUAAUAUACAAGUUAUAGGAACAUUAAGGGUUUUCUUCCCACUGGCAAUGAAAUGGUUUUGUUUUCUUCCCCAAAGAUGACGUGAACCAACAGGUAUCAGACUUGCCAACAAGGCCGGUAGACUCUCCCCAGCAUGCACCUGAGCACUGAAGGAAGAAUAAAAUAGUUUAAAUUACUCAAAGUACUACAAUCAUCACACAGAACUAAGAAAUAAUAAUAAUAAUAACAAGAAUGGAUCUAUUAUAACUAAUUCUGAGUAAACCAAAAUUAUCAUACCUACAUGCUUCUUAUUCCCACAUUUUUGACAGUCACUUAAUGUCAACUGGAAUUGAACAUCAGUCUUAUUUGAUUUUGUUAUAUUGAGAUCCAAAUUCAGAGGUCUUUUUAUGGUAUUAAGAUGUAAGAACUGAAUUUUAAAAGACUACUCACUGUCAAAAUCUCUCCUUCCUAUUGGAAACUUAGCUGAGUUUUCUUCAUCCCCAAUUUCUCUCUUUUCUUGUGUUGAUUCAGUAUUCUGAACUCCAUUCUCAGCUGGAAAAGCUACAGAUCCCUUUAAUGCAAGAUAAGGCUUUAUAGCCAGAUUCAGUGGCAGACCAUGACUCACAAAAUUAUGUUUGGAGCCUGUGUUCUGUGAAGAGAAAAUUUGUGUUUUAGCUGUCUUUGGAAUGGAGCAAUGAUACUAUUGUUUAAUGCCCUUAUUGAUCAACUUAAAGAUGUUCUGCACUAGUUUUGACUCCUUAAAAAUAGCUUAGAUACAAGUUUAGUCGGGGUGGAAAAAACUUUUGUAUAAAAGAUAUUCUCUGGGAUGAGAGAGCCACCUGUUUUACAUGAAUUGUCAUCAGUUAUCCUACUAAUGCAUAUUGUCACUAUUUGCAUAUAUUUCUAUUUAUUAAAUAACAAUGUCAAUUUUUCUUUUCAGAAGAUUUAAAAAAAUAAUUUACAUUUCUGUUACAAUAAAAGACAAGUCACAUA
Molecule: messenger RNA, 3063 nt
Organism: Marmota flaviventris (yellow-bellied marmot)
Lineage: Eukaryota; Metazoa; Chordata; Mammalia; Rodentia; Sciuridae
Gene: Parpbp
Product: PARP1 binding protein
Biological process (GO): negative regulation of double-strand break repair via homologous recombination
Cellular component (GO): chromatin
Source: RefSeq, a predicted model, not a curated record